GAGACAGAGAGAUAGAGGGAUAGAGAGAGAGAGAGAGAAGAGAGAGACAGGGCACAGGUUCAGUUCGUUUCGUACCUCGUCUUCCCAUACAGAACCCCGACAUCCCGCCUACCGAGGGCUCCGGGAGAAAGAUUAUCUCAGCCGUUGUGGAUAGACCCUUGCAUCUCUUCCCCUUGCCGCCAUGCUUCAAUCGUCAUCGGAGCGGGCCGUAGCCCAUCCGAAGCGCAGGUACACGUCCAAAGCAUGCGAGGAGUGUCGGCGCCGAAGAGCCAAGUGUGAUGGACAACGACCUGCCUGCACCCGGUGCUCGGAGCGCUCUAUCAACUGCCUUUACAGGAGUGAGGAGGAUGGCCGCAAGCCUGCCUCGAAGUCCUAUGUACAGCUGCUGAGGAGCAGGAUCGACUUGCUUGAAGCGGUGCUUCAGUCCCGCGCCAUCGACAUCGAGGCGUCCGUUGCCCAACUCUCCACCACGGGGGCGAUGCCCCAGUUGCCCUCCAUCGCCAACCCCUUGGGAGGCGGCGGUGAUGCCGGCCUGAGCCCUUCAGCAUUCGAUGAUCUUUGUGCGACGUUUGAAGGAGCUCUUUCUCUGGAUGAAGCCGUCAACUAUGACCAAGAUGGCGAGAUGCGAUACUUCGGACCAUCGAGUGGCCGCUUGGAGUUCCAAAGCGAGUCUACACCUAACAACGACGAUCAUGGAAGCAGCCCCGCAACCACCAAGUCUGUCGAUACGAAUCGCUUCAUCCUGCCGCUGGAAGCCGAGGUCUAUCCCGAAGACCUCCAGACCGAGUUGAUCGACCUGUUCUUUGAGUAUCAGAGCCCCUGGUGUCAGGUAGUCAACGAAAGGCUAUUCAGAGAAAGCAUGAAGACGCAAGGCCGCUUCUACAGCCCGCUACUGCUCAACUGCAUCCUUGCUCUGGGGUCGCGCUACUCAGACAGGAUCGACACCCGGUCGGAUCCUACCGACCAGAACACGGCGGGGAAACCGUUCAUGCAGAAGGCCGAAGUACUCUUGCACUACGACAUGAAGCAUCCAACCAUCACCACUCUCCAGUCAAUGUCCAUCCUGGUUGGCGUCUACGUGUCGUAUGGUUGCGAUGCAGCCGGAUGGCUGCACCAGGGAAUGGCAAAUCGACUCGCCCUCGACAUGGGGCUGAACCUCGAUGCCGCAUCUUUGGCCGGCACGUGUCACAUGUCGCCUGAAGAGAUAGAGUUGCGACGGCAGGUGUAUUGGUCACUGUAUUGUGAUGACAAGCUCGCGGCCAUCUACACUGGGCGAGUCUGUAGCCUUUUGGAUGUCCAGGGUGCGGUGAAUCUUCCCUCGCCACUCACGCCGGAGCAGAUAAGCAGCGGAUCCAACGAUACGACCGAAAUGGAACGAUGCAACAAGAAGAUCCUCGUGCAUCGUGGGCUGAUUGGACUCUGCCGCAUCUUGGAAAACAUUCUGCUUGCUCUGUACGCCCCAAAACCACUGUACAAAGGACCGCAGAGGAUAUCGUUUCUUCAAUCCUGCACUCUAGAGCUGAAGACGUGGUUCUACGAGCUCCCAGCCGACCUCCGGAUCGACAAGCACAACGACAUGCCGCAGGUCUACACCCUGCACAUGGUCUACCACACCUGCUGCAUUCUCCUCUUCAAGCCGUUCCUCAUCAAGCCGAAAGAUGCGCCUGUGGUACCCAAGACGGAGACUGCCAAGCGCGCUGAGGAGUUUUGCAUCGAGUCGGCGAAAAGGAUAUGUCACGCCGGGAAAAAGUAUCGCCAGGUCUUUGGGAGCUUCCGCAGGAGCCCGAUCUCGGCCACGCACUGCAUACUCACCGCGACGCUUGUUCUGAUCCAGUAUGCGAGUCCCGACCCGGACUUUGCAAACACGGGCAGACCGUGUUGCACCUUGUACAUCGAGGCGUGCCUGGAGAUCUUGAAGGAGCUGUCCACCUCAUGGAAGCCUGCUUGCAGGAUGAGAGUCGACCUCAUCAAAUACCUGUACCAAAAGUACCCAGAGAGGAUCCCGAACUCCCUGCUCCAUGACGAGCGGAGGAACACGGCAGUGGCACCCGAGAAGGGCGUGGAGAUCCUCGCGGCGCAACCGCAGGAAAGCCUCGAGCAGAACCUGUGUCCGCUGAUGAACAUGGUCGACCAGAACUUUGCGUGGGACGGUGUAGGCCAAGGCUUUCAGGGCUUCAGCGGCGGCGGUUCGGAAUCCGCCUUCAAUACGCAGUUCGCCCUCGCAGAUUCCAUCAUGAACGGCGGCGGACAGGACGGGACGACUUUCAUGGACGAUGCUUUUUGGUCAGGGGUGAACUUUGACUUCAACUACGAUCCCCAGACAUAGCCAUAGCCGCCCAGGGACAACGUCUUGUAUGUAUCACUGGGAAAUCGAACGCCAGCCAAAAGCCUAUCCGCCAGUGUGCCAGUUCUGUUCCCAUUCCUCCUUGUGAGCGCGAGCGGAGUAUCACAUCCGUAUAAGUAGCCGGGUGUGGUACUUUUCACGGUGUGGUCUGAGAGAGAAAAACGCCCGGGCCAUUCAUGAACAAGUACCGGUAUCUUUUACACUAGGUAUGUUGUAAGGAAAGGAUGCUGACGAAUGACCUAGUUCCAAGGCCAGUGAAGAGGAGGAAAAACCAACGCCGUCUCUCAUAAAACCCAUCAAGCUUGUCUAAUACCGUCGUCUUCUUUGCUGCUCCACGCUCUCAACCACCACUUCCAAUCCCGAUCUCAUGGAGCCAGCUGCUCAUCCCAUUCGCAUUGUAAAACCACCUGUCAUUUCU
Molecule: messenger RNA, 2762 nt
Organism: Colletotrichum destructivum
Lineage: Eukaryota; Fungi; Ascomycota; Sordariomycetes; Glomerellales; Glomerellaceae
Exons: 6
Coding region: 182-2326 (714 amino acids)
Biological process (GO): DNA-templated transcription; regulation of DNA-templated transcription
Molecular function (GO): DNA binding; DNA-binding transcription factor activity, RNA polymerase II-specific; zinc ion binding
Source: RefSeq, a predicted model, not a curated record